This is a messenger RNA of Trichomonas vaginalis G3, 1242 nucleotides long. RefSeq names its product UDENN domain family. Gene Ontology annotation, molecular function: guanyl-nucleotide exchange factor activity. The record is from RefSeq and is a predicted model, not a curated record. Lineage: Eukaryota; Parabasalia; Trichomonadida; Trichomonadidae. Gene Ontology annotation, cellular component: recycling endosome. The transcript has a single exon. The coding region runs from base 1 to 1242 and encodes 413 amino acids.
AUGUCAUCCAUUUACGAUUACGCCACCCUUGUUGGAUUUGAUUAUGCCAAUGUUCCUGGCGUCAUGAAGAUAUUCCCCGAAAAUACCAAUAUGGGUGUUGAGGCUUUAUACUUUGCUACAUCUUGCUGGCCUUUCGAAGAGCGUUCAUUCUCAAAAGAAAAGCUUCCAAUGAUAUACUCUUUUAAUGGAAAAACAACAUACUUUCAUUCUUUGAUAUUUUUAUAUAAUCAUCAAGUUUAUGCGAUAAUUAUGGCCACUCGCCGGCCAUUCGCUUCAUUAUUAACAACGUUCUUGAAGCAAAUCAAAGAACAAUUUAUGCUAUCAUCGAUUCCAGAACCAAAUAAUGCUUUUACAUACGUUACUUCGAUUAUUUCUAGCUGGCCAAGAGGAGCAGUUGAAUCAGCUGUACUUACGUUCCCAACAAGCUCUUUGGCAAUUAAUUUCGACUAUUCGCAGUUUUCUUAUACACAAUAUAAUCCAAAACGAUAUUUCUUAGUCGAAGAAGCCAUGCGCAUGUGGAAAGCAUUGAUUAUCGGAGACCCCAUCCUAAUUAUAUGCCCUACUGCUGAUAUAGCAUCCAAAGCUUGCUUUGCUGCUUUUUCAUUAAUAUCUCCUCUUUUAUUUGACGAUGCAUCCAUUCUUUGGCUUCAUGAAAGUGAUUCCCGAUACAAUGAGAUCCUAUCAGGGACAACCCAAUAUAAAGUUGUCGCUUCUCCAUCAGAAAAACUUGCAAAAUACUGUCAUCAAUUCAAAGUUGUCGUUCAUGUUCCAGAAAUUAAGAAACAAAGUACAGACAUUAAUAUACAUGAAAAAACAAACAAGAUUACUACAAAAGUUCUCAAAAUGAUUCUAGGAGAACUAGAAAUGCUUCUUUCAAUCGAUCCUUAUAGUGAUUUCGUUGAAAGAAAGUUUGCUACAGACCAUUUCAACAUGAUGAUCAAGGAAUUUGGCAAAGGAGACGGAAUGACGAUCGAAGAUUACGCCAAAUUUGAAAAUUCAGAGACAUUUAAGCACUGGAGAAGAGCUCAGGCUCUCAGAUCUAAUCUCCGCGAUGCACUUCUUUCAUACGUUCCUUCUGAUAAUUUUACAAAAAGAUCUCAGAAAGAACUGCUGCAAAUCAUGGAAGGAAUCGAAUCAAUUAAAGUUAAGUACUGGAAUGAUGCUCACGUUAUGGCAGUACUUAAGAAGCAUCAGUCUCGUGUUGAAAAAUUGAUCAAAUCCAACAAAACUGAAACAAAAUAA